GUCGGUGGCACUGAUCUUACAUAUCGCUGCGAGGACGACAAAACAUAAUAGUCGUUUAGUAACACUCUGAAGUUUUGUAAAUUAAGUGUAUUCAAACCAGUAAGAUGCUGGUCUGGAUAUGGCUGGGUUGCCUCGUGACCGCAAUAAUUUUGUACUUGUGGCAAGUAUACGGUUUCUUUAAAAGGCGAGGCGUGAGGACACCCAAGGUCAUCCCGCCUUUUGGCACUAUUAUGAAGGUUGUGACACGACGAAAUCAUUUUGUUGAAGUUCUUUCUGAAGAUUAUAACAAAUUUUCUGAUCAAAGAUUCUACGGUACGUUCAGUUUCCUCAAGCCGAUUGUGUAUGUGAGAGACAUCGAGCUAAUCAAGAAAAUUGUCAUCAAGGACUUCGAGCACUUCCUCGAUCACAACCAUUUCUUUAAUGAGGAGUUCGAUCAGUUUUUUGGAAAGAAUCUUCUCUCUUUAAAAGGUCAAGAAUGGAAGGACAUGCGAUCAACUCUCAGCCCUGCAUUUACCAGCUCGAAAAUGAAGAUGAUGCUGCCACUGAUGGUGGAGGUUGGAGAUCAGAUGAUCCUCUCGCUUAAAACGAAAAUCAAGGAGUCUAAACAGGGUUGUUUGGACAUCGAUGUGAAAAACCUAACGACCAGAUGCGCGAAUGACGUAAUUGCAUCUUGUGCCUUUGGUCUAAAAGUGGAUUCUCACAAGGAUGAGGACAACCAAUUUUAUGUAAUGGGAAAAACUGCUUCUUCUGCGGCGUUCAGUUUCCGUCAACUUAUCAAUAUUUUCUACCGGACGUUAAUACCGAAGGCAAUUGCAAUAUUCAAAUUUGGCCGGUUCCCGGCAUCAGUGGAGAACUUCUUCAGGUCGCUGGUAUUGGAGACAAUGCAGAACAGGGAGCUACAACAUAUAAUUCGGCCUGACAUGAUACAUCUGCUGAUGCAAGUUAAGAAAGGGAAACUGGCCCAUGAAGAGAAAUCAAGCCAAGACUUGAGCGCCGGCUUCGCCACCGUGGAAGAAUCAUCGGUUGGCCAGAAAGAAGUGAACAGGGUAUGGUCGGACGACGAACUGUGCGCCCAAGCUACCCUAUUCUUCGUGGCUGGCUUUGAGACCGUAUCUACUAUGAUGGCGUUCCUGCUACACGAGCUGGCUAUCAAUCCUGACGUGCAAGAGAAAUUGUACAAGGAAAUCAAAGAGAACGAGGCCAAAAACAACGGGAAAUUUGACUAUAAUUCUAUACAGAAUAUGGUUUAUAUGGACAUGGUGGUAUCAGAAACAAUGAGGUUAUGGCCGUCGGGCUUCUUACUGGACAGACACUGUACCAAAGACUACAACUUGGGUAAACCGAAUGAUGCAGCUACUGAAGAUUUCAUUAUCCGCAAAGGCGAAGCACUAGCGAUCAACGUGUGGGGGAUCCAUCACAAUCCUGAGUACCACCCAAAACCUGGCAAGUUCGACCCUGAGAGAUUCUCUGAAGAGAACAAACACAAGAUCCAGCCCUUCACUUACAUGCCGUUUGGACUUGGACCCAGAAAUUGUAUCGGUUCAAGAUUUGCCCUUUGCGAAGUGAAAGUAAUGGUGUAUCAGCUCCUAAAUUCCUUCGAAAUAUCGCCGUCGAACAGAACAAGCAUACCUGCGAAGUUGGACCCCGCCUCGCUCAGCAUUUACAUAAAAGGAGGUCAUUGGGCCCGAUUUAAGACUCGGAAAGCUUUGUAAAUAAAAAAAAUACAAAAAUAUACAAUCGACGCGAACGAAUAAAAUGGUCUUAUUGCAAAAAUGACAAUCA
This is a messenger RNA of Hyposmocoma kahamanoa, 1782 nucleotides long. RefSeq names its product cytochrome P450 9e2-like. Bases 105 to 1712 code for a protein of 535 amino acids. NCBI's taxonomy places the organism in Eukaryota, Metazoa, Arthropoda, Insecta, Lepidoptera, Cosmopterigidae. The transcript has 11 exons. Gene Ontology annotation, molecular function: monooxygenase activity; iron ion binding; oxidoreductase activity, acting on paired donors, with incorporation or reduction of molecular oxygen. The record is from RefSeq and is a predicted model, not a curated record.